AUGAAGGUCCGGCGGGAUGUUAAAAAAAAAAAAAUAAUAACGAUCUCAGGAAGUAUCACUACUGCCUGUAAGAUCGGCUCUGAGUGUUGUAGUCGAUCUGUCGAGGAGGUGCAUAGGUACCGAUUGAUUUUACAUGAAAUCGGACAGAAAAAGCAAGACACGAUCGGUUCACAGUCGGCCGAGAGACUACAAGACUUUUGCCUCUUGCGUGUGUGCCAGGUCUGCUCAGAUGCGACACUAAAAAAACAAAUGAAGAUUCGAACUUCAACUUUAUUAAUAAUGAUGAUGAGUUUAAUGUUACUAGAAGUAGAACCCCUCUCCUGGUACCAAAAGAAACACAGAGAAAUGCGACACAAAAAAAAAUAAAUGAAGAUUCGAACUUCGAGUUUAUUCAUAAUGAUGAUGAGUUUCACGUUACUAGAAUUAAAACCCCUCAGAUGGUCUUCAUUGAGACACAGAAAGAAUAUGUAACUUAAAAAUAAUCACCAAUUUGACAAUUAAUUAAAAAUUAAAGGAAGAUUUUUACAAAAAAUUUUUUAAAUAAUUAAAUUCUGUUUGGAAAUUUUAUGAAAAAGUGUUUAUUGAAAAUCAUUGAAU
This is a messenger RNA of Leptopilina heterotoma, 597 nucleotides long. RefSeq lists its product as uncharacterized. The record is from RefSeq and is a predicted model, not a curated record. The transcript has 3 exons. NCBI's taxonomy places the organism in Eukaryota, Metazoa, Arthropoda, Insecta, Hymenoptera, Figitidae. Bases 1 to 366 code for a protein of 121 amino acids.